Gordionus sp. m RMFG-2023 is the source of this 1238-nucleotide messenger RNA. RefSeq names its product retinol dehydrogenase 12-like. The transcript is spliced from 7 exons. The record is from RefSeq and is a predicted model, not a curated record. The coding region runs from base 301 to 1119 and encodes 272 amino acids. NCBI's taxonomy places the organism in Eukaryota, Metazoa, Nematomorpha, Gordioida, Chordodea, Parachordodidae.
UUGUAAAUUAAGCCAAUUUAAAUUAUGGCUAAUCAAGCAAUAAAUCAUUCAUUUUAUAUAAUUGUAUAAUAGAAAAUAAAAAUAAAGUUUUGACCUUUUCUCGCCUUUUAGCAUAGACUCUACCAGUGGUUGGCAAAAUUUUCUUGCAUCGAAACCGAUAUCCAAUAAACUUAUUUUCGAGGAACAAGAUAUAAUAGCAAAGAAAACCUAGAUGGGAAAAUUAUUGUUAUAACAGGUGCAGAUUCUGGAAUCGGUUUUGAAGUUACUAAGGAUUUAUUAAGUCGAGGCGCAGUAAUUAUCAUGGCUUGUCAUAAUAUUAAAAAUGGCGAAAUGGCAAUUGAAAAAUUGAAAGAAGCCAAAUGUUCAGUCCAAAAUUUGAUUAUUAAACAGAUAGAACUUGCCUCAUUUCAUUCGGUCAGAGCUUUUGCAAACGACAUUAACAAAGAAUAUGAAAAAAUUGAUGUCCUUAUUAAUAAUGCUGGAAUUAUGAUGCACCCUAAUAAGUUCACCGAAGAUGAUUUUGAAAUUCAUUUUGCUGUUAAUUAUUUAGCCCAUUUUCUCCUAUCUUUACUAUUAUUAAAACCUUUAAUCAAAUCUAAUAACGGAAGAAUUAUAAAUAUGACUUCAGUAUCUCAUCGAAUUGCCAGACUGAAUUUGAAUUGUAUUGAAAAGAAAAAAGAUUCUAUAAUAAAAACAGAUGAUCAAUCAAACUCAGUUAUAUUGGAACCUCGCGAUUAUUUUGCCAUGAGUAAAUUGGCUAUAAUGUUAUCAACCCGAAUUUUAGCAAAGAAACUAGAAGGUCAUAAUGUCUCAGUAAACACAUGUAAUCCUGGAAUUUGCUUUACAAAUAUUAUGAGAUACAUGCCAUUUUAUACAAAUUCAAUGCUAUACAUAUUUUCAUUCCCAUUCUUAUGGUUUUUUAUGAAAACAGCCAAUGAUGGUGCUCAAACCGUUAUAUAUUGCGCUAUAGAGAAGACUAUUAAAGAUAUAACUGGGAAAUAUUUUCGUGAAUGUGAUAUUGCCGAACCUGGAUUAAAUGUAAAAGAUGAUGAUAGCUCAAAUAAUUUAUGGUUAAGAAGUCUCGAAAUGUGUAAAAUAACAAACAUACCAAUUUUAUAAUUUAUUUUACAUCACAUUAUAAUAAAAAUAUACAUGUUUUAAGUUAAUUUAUAAAAACUCAACCAUUUUCGUGAUAUAAAACAACACAAUAAAAUCAAUGGUAAUAUUAUAUUACAUAA